AUGAACAAAAUGCUGGCGCUGAUGGUGAAGGAGGGGAACCUAAAGGAGGUGAAGAAGCUGUUCCCCAAGAAGAGCAACUCGAAAUCGAGGCCGGGUGAGUGGACGGCCGAGCAGGCGACGGAGACGGUAGACCGUCGCGGCCAGAACAUCCUUCAUCUGGCCGUGGAGGCCAAUCAGAUGGAGAUCGUGCGAUUCCUGAUCGAGGGUCAGAGCAUGGGCCACAACACGGUCGAUAAGAGCGGGUGGACGCCGCUGCACAUCGCCUGCGCCGCGGGCAAUCUCGAGAUGAUUGAGUACCUGGUGCUGCGCGUGGGCGUCGACGUCAACCUGGUCUCGGUCGACCAGUCCACCCCGCUACACUACUUUGUGCGUCAUGUGCCGCCGCCGCAGAUCGAGGCCGGCUCGUCCAGCACGCUCAGGCGCCACAACGUUCACGACCGCAGCGAGGCCCGCAAGUCCCUGUUCGGCCUGCGGCGUCUGCGGUCCGAGGAGGAUCUCAUGGGCGGCAACGGCAGCCAGAGCGACACCUACUUCCGCGUACUUGGCGCGCUGCUGCACCAGAAAGGCCGCGAGUCGCUCAUCAACGCCAAGAACAAGAACGGCGACACGCCGCUGCACACCGCCGCCACUCGAGGCAGCCCCCACGUGCUCACCUUCCUCAUCCAGCGCAACGCCAACAUCAACGCACUCAACAAUUAUGGUGAAACUGCACUGCACAUGGCGGUGCGAGCGGGCAUGGAGCAGGUGGUGAGUCUGCUGCUCGAAGCUGGCAUCGACUCAUCCAUCGCCGCGCCCAAAACCGGCACGGCGCGCGACAUCGCCGCGGGACAGGAGGCUAAGCACAUCGUAGAGCUGCUCGACGCCCGCGCCGCCGCCGUGGGCCGGCCGGUCGUCACCACCUUCGCCACGGCCAAGGGCGAGUCGGGCGCGUCUCCAAAGGCCCAGGAGAAGGGCGAAACGGCGGGCACGCCCCGAGCCGAGAAGGAGGAGAGCGUGCGGGUGCGCAACCCCACGUUCUCGCUCACCCUGCCGAGAAACCUGCACCACAAAGUUGGGGAGACGAGCAUGAAUCGCUACAAGCGGUCGUCCGUGGUGGAUCGCCGAGUCGUGGAGCAGACCCCGGCACGGCGAUUCGUCGUCCUCACAACCCCCGACACCCACACUGCUAGAAACCUCGUCCGCUACUCCUCAUCGUGCCUGCAGCACACUCGCUCGGCCCCCAAGGCGCCGCUGUUCACGCGGCAUCCACACAGCGAGGACGCCGCAAAGCAUUCACCUAUGGUGUUCGAGAAGUGCCUGGUGCAGCCCGCCAACGCCACCGAGGCCACGAGCGCCAAGAAGGCCGACUCCUUAUCGCGCCUCUUUGCCAUGAUGCAACCCUCCAGCGACAAAGACAAGGAGGGACCGACCACAGAUAAGCCCAUCCUGCCCGAGCCAGACCUGGAUCAGGAGCGGUUCCAGGCGCGCAGGGAGGAGCUGAUCCUACGCCUGCGCAAGCGGGCAUUCGCGCUGAGCGAGAUGGACAUCGAGAUGUCGCGGAGGGCCAGCUUCCGCGCUCGGUCCAACACCUACUUUAGCAGACAUCGGGGCGACUCGAUAGUGGGUGCUGUGGCGUCGCCCCUGAAUUCGCCCGGACCCCCGGCGGUGAAGGCGACCGUCAACACACGCCGAAUGAAGCCCGAGCGUCCCCCUUCACUACAGUUCAAUCCCAACGGCUCGGGCUCGUUCAUCGGUCUCCGCGGUACCUUCGUGGGCCGAAGAAAAAGGAGCGCGUCGGAUCUGGAGAAGCCCACGCCUCAGCUGUUCAACCUGGCGCUGGUGCGUAGCGACGGGAGCGACGACGACGAAGACGAGGAGGGCAGCGGCGACGAGGAAGAGCUGUGCGAGGGGUGGCUGUACGAUGAAACUGGCGACGAGGACAAGGGGUACAUCAGCUGCAUGGCCGAAGCUAGGCGGGAGCUGGCCAUCUACGAGCAGGAGCUCAAAGAGUGCGAAGACGGCGAGGGGAAGAGGGAGGCGCUUCCGCUGGGCCACGCCGCGCGGAAAGGGAUCAAGCGUUUGCUUGAACGGCGGAGCAUGGACUUCAGCUCUUCCCCGCGCAAGAGUCGCGGCACCGAGGCCGUUCUUAUCGGCUCAGCGCCUCAGAAGAGCGCACGCAACACGGACUGGUCGACGUCCUUCGCACGGGUGCUGGACUCGCUGCGAUGUAGCGAUGUGGGAGAGGACAGCGAGGACAUGGUGAUCGCCUACUCGUCGCUGGUACAGCUGGUCACCGAUUUCACGAGCACCGUGCGCCCGUUUGCCAAGGCCAUCAUUUCGGAGCUCUGCUUCCCGGCCUCGCAAAAGACCAUCAGACCACUGUCCACCUGUGGGGUUGAGGAGUUCGUGGCGCAGGACAUCCACUUUCGAGUGGCCAACAACAGCUCCAAUCUAUUCCCGUCCACUGAGGGCGCGUCGAAGGCGAUGAGCCACGACAUGCAGGCCCUCAUGCACAUGGUGGCGUGCGUGAUCGAGGAAAAGAUCCGGGACGUCUACUUCCCCCUGACCUGCACCGUCGACUUUCGCGGAUUCCGCAUUUAUGCCACGUCAUGCCCGCCCGGCAAGGGCGAUGUAGUGCACGGAGACAGCGGAGGUGGCGGCGCCGAGGCGGUGAAAUGGAACCGCACGGUGCACAAGAAGCUGAAGAAGAUCUGCCGGAGGCUGAACCUGCAGUCCUACUCGGCGGGCUGGGCCAAGUUCUACACGCCCACCGACCUCAUCGCCACCCGUGAAUGGGAUGGACGCCUGUACCUGGCCAAUUUUGGGCGCCUGUUUCCCUGCGAGCAGCCGCCACCAGAUGUCAAAGGUGCGCAUCUGGUGCGGCUGUUGCGACCCGAGUUUGUGAUCAAGUACCCGCGCGCCCUCUGCUCGGAGGCCUACAACCCGGCCAAGACCACCGCAGCCAGCGAGCACGAGGAGCAGAUCGACGAGGCCACCACCUACCUCAAAACCGUGCUGGUGCCCGACUUUGCGCGCGAGAUGGACGGGUGGGAUGUGUCCCUCUACAGCUCGCAGUUCCUCACCUCGACCCUCCACUCCCGCGGCAUCAACCUGCGCUACCUGGGCCUCGUGCGCCAUCACUCCACAUCGGUGGCCUGGCGUUGGUAUUUGAUGAUCGAGAUGGUGUCCCGAGUGACCAAGUACCUGCUGCGGGCGGCGAUGCGCUACCAUGUCCGCAAGCACGCCACCGAGAACGCACCCGGCGAGUCGCAGCUCGUUUCCUCCAUGGUGGAUAUCUUGAACCUCACGCUGGGCGUGGGCGAAGACGCGGAGAUGUUUUGGAAGGACGACAUGCAGCCCCUCCUGGAGAGCAAGUUCGAGGGCUGCAUCACGGGCGCCACUCCGGCCUUCAAUCUCCGGCACUACGUGGUGACCCCGCACGCCGACGUGAAGGGUGAAACGGACGGCCGUCUCUGGAUCUACCAACACAUCAACGAAUCUGUCGGGCUGCGAUGGGUGAAGGCGUCGAAGAAGCUGUUUCAAGGCAACCCGCGAGCAUUCGAUGCCGACUACCCGCUGGACGACGCUGACUUCUCUCGGCUCGUCGAUCGCAUCGAAUCCACUCCCCUCUCCCUCUACGCUCAAGGCUACCUCAUGUACAGAAAGGCGGCGUUCAAGGCCGAGGAGAAGCAGGACAAGGAGGCUCGUCACUUCUACAUCCUCGCCGUCGACUACUUCAAGAGGGCGCUGCGGCAAGGCUACGGCUCGGCCAACCUCUACACACUUCUGGCCGACAGCCACGUCGCUCUUACUCAACUCGAGAAGGCGGACAUGUACUAUGAGAGCGCCGUGGCGGUGAGCAAGCAGGACCCGCAGAUCCUGCUCAAGUACGCCAUCUUCCUGGAGAAGUGCAAUCUUUUCGAACAGGCCGAGGACACCUAUCUCCUCGCGCUGUCGAAGGACAGGGAUCCUCAGUCCCGGAUACUGUGUACAUACGCGGAUUUCCUGUUCACGCACCUGCACGCCUACGUCGACGCCCACCACCUCUACCUCGCCGCCAUCAAGACCCUCAACCCUCUCUCCUCCGCCUGCAACAACUACGCCUGCAUGUCCCUCAAAAUGGCGAACGAGCUGUUGAUGAGCGAGCAGCCGGGAGAGGGGAUGAAGCAGAAGCGGGAGGAGCUGGUGGAGCGGGCGCGGGUGUACUUCGAGCUGGCCCUCCGGCGCGACCCCAAGCACCCGCAGCACCUCCGCAAUUUUGGUCUCUUCCUCAAGCAGCACUUCAGCAACGAGUACACCGUGUGCAUCUCCGGCCGCUUCAUGACGGCGGACGAGUUGAUGGGCCGGGCGGGGCAGGAGGAGAAAGAGCGCGAGCAGCGCGCCAAGGAAGGCCUUCCGUAG
This is a messenger RNA of Acanthamoeba castellanii str. Neff, 4380 nucleotides long. Its product is annotated as ankyrin repeat-containing protein. The coding region runs from base 1 to 4380 and encodes 1459 amino acids. Gene Ontology annotation, cellular component: cytoplasm. Lineage: Eukaryota; Discosea; Longamoebia; Acanthamoebidae. Gene Ontology annotation, molecular function: mRNA binding; protein binding. The transcript is spliced from 30 exons. Gene Ontology annotation, biological process: intracellular distribution of mitochondria; RNA processing. The record is from RefSeq and is a predicted model, not a curated record.